AUGGGAUUUUCUGCAAGACUUUUGUCAGAUGAUUUCAGAGAUUUAGUCGAGUGCUACUUUUGCAAGCUUGUAAUAGAAGAUGCUGUUGCUUUAGGAUGUUGCGAAGAACAUUGCUGUAGAAGAUGUCUUGAGAAAAAGCAAGAAAGAGGACAAGAAUGCCGAUGCGGUGAACAAGUAGAUUCUCUGAUCGAAGAUCAGCCGAAAAUCAUCGAACUUCGCCAACUUAACGGCUUUGAAUGCUGCCAAUGCUUCACGAAACCCCUCGGUUAUGAUCAACUAUCGUGGCCAGGGUUCGUGCCGCAAGAUGAAAUCGUCAAAAGACCGAAAAGAUUCGGAGAAACGGUUUCUAAUGAUUUUGCGCGAAACAAAAUUUCUGAAAAGACAAAAUUCAAAAUUGGUUGGAUUGCUGACCGAUAUGGAGAUAUUAUUGAACCGAAAACAAAAACCAUAACAGUAAACGAAGGCGAUGAUGUGAUGACUUUGAGAUUAAAGAUACGAGAACACUCGAAAGUUGACCCGAGAUGGCAGUUAUUCUUCAACGGAAUUUCCGAGAACAAAAAAGAGCUGAUCAACAACAUCGAUCCAAUCAAAAUGUUUGACGACAUCACUACUGGAGAAGACGGAAUCUUAUGGAUAGGAAGAAAGAACCACUGGGAAGAAUAA
Oikopleura dioica is the source of this 663-nucleotide messenger RNA. Lineage: Eukaryota; Metazoa; Chordata; Appendicularia; Copelata; Oikopleuridae. The record is from the annotation of a GenBank genome assembly.